Aspergillus clavatus NRRL 1 is the source of this 1260-nucleotide messenger RNA. RefSeq names its product TVP38/TMEM64 family protein. The coding region runs from base 1 to 1260 and encodes 419 amino acids. The record is from RefSeq and is a predicted model, not a curated record. Gene Ontology annotation, biological process: vesicle-mediated transport; mitotic spindle elongation. The transcript has 3 exons. Gene Ontology annotation, cellular component: Golgi membrane. Lineage: Eukaryota; Fungi; Ascomycota; Eurotiomycetes; Eurotiales; Aspergillaceae.
AUGCCUGCAGGCUACGCUUCAACAGCACGAGCCCUAUCCCUUCCAAUGUCACCUUCAGGAACGCCAUCGCCAGCGGACGAUGACAUACAGUCGCCGCCAUGGGGUCAUCUGAUCCCAAACAGACAGAAUACGCCCAGUCCCUCAAUACGGGAAGCAACUAGCUUUCGGGAUCAGAUCACUAGUCAAGCAACCAGGCUCCUAUACCGGAUGAAGAAAACUUGGCGAAGACUGAACUUUUGGCAGAGAGUUGGGGCCAUCGGAGCGGUGAUACUUGCCAUUCUGUUGGGGCUGGGUUUCAUGAUCUUUACCGGACAGGUGUUCCUAUGGCUCGAACCGGUCGCUGAGACAUGGGAGCAGUCGAAGCUGGCAUUUUUUGUCCUUUGGCUGUGUGUCUUCUUCGUCUCCUUCCCGCCAUUGGUUGGCUGGUCCACCUUUGGCACAGUCGCGGGUUUCAUUUUUGGCAUAUGGAAAGGCUGGCUCCUCUAUGCCACUGCAACUGUGCUUGGAUCAACAUGCUCCUUCAUCGUAUCGCGAACAGUUCUAUCGAAGUUUGUCAACCGCAUGAUGGAGCGCGACAAGAGAUUUGCUGCUCUUGCCCUAACGCUCAAGUACGACGGGCUCAAGUUGCUAUGCAUGAUUCGCCUGUGCCCUUUACCAUACUCCGUCUGCAAUGGCGCUGUCUCGACAUUUCCUACUGUCCAUCCGUUGAUGUAUGGAUUGGCUACCGCUAUUAUCACACCUAAGCUGCUUGUUCCAGCCUUUAUUGGGAGCAGGAUCAGGAUUCUCUCUGAACAAAAAGGGGAAAUGAGUGCUGGGUCAAAAGCGGUGAAUAUCUGUAGUAUUGUUCUUACCAUUUCGAUUGGUGUUUUUACAGGCUGGUAUAUAUACAAAAGAACGCUGGCACGAGCCAAAGAACUAGAAGCCAAGGAGAGGGCCGAUAUUCGAAGAUCCUUACAAGCCGACCAUGCUGCUCACCGUCCUCAUGGUUCUUUCUCUGAAGACCCAGACGUCAACACAGCGGCUAGCAUACUUGCUCGUGAUGAGGAGGAAAGAAUUGGAUUCAACGACUUUGAUGAUGACAAUGUUGACCUAGUGAUCGACGACGAGAGCGGCAGUGACAAUUCUUCUGGUCAAACGAGGAAGCAUUUACAGGGUUCGUAUAGAGAUGAAUUUACCGACAACGAUUCAGACGUCUUCCGGGAUGGUGAUGGAGCAGAUAGUGAGACAUACCAUCUACAUACGCAUGUACGUCCGAAUUAA